Dichomitus squalens LYAD-421 SS1 is the source of this 2644-nucleotide messenger RNA. RefSeq lists its product as uncharacterized. Lineage: Eukaryota; Fungi; Basidiomycota; Agaricomycetes; Polyporales; Polyporaceae. The record is from RefSeq and is a predicted model, not a curated record. The coding region runs from base 788 to 2419 and encodes 543 amino acids. The transcript has 6 exons.
AUCCCACCACCGUCAUGUCUUACGUUAUCCUUGGCCGUGCCAUCAAAAACGAGUACCUUGCCCUCGGCACCAUCUUUGGCACGGUAGGGCUCUCCCUGCUCGCCACGAGCGGCGGCAAGAAGGACGCUCCGGCAGCGAAGCCCACCUUGGAACAGGUGAAGGACUCGGUCAAGAUUGAUGCCAGCUCAAAGGAGGAGGAAGAAUUCAUCCGCAAAUUCGUCGCAGACGCGGAGAAGGAGUCGAAGCACUGAUCCCACUAUUGCUGUUAUCCCACUUGCUGUCGCGCCAUGGUCACAGUAGCGGACUAAUAGAGACUUCGCCACCACCAUGCCUUUCUGCAAGAAUCUCGCAUCCAUACCUUCCCAUCCGCUGUGCCAAUCUCCAUGUGUGCAUGUGCGGUGUCCUACGUCAAUCGUGCAAUGUUCAGCGGGAUGCGCGAUCAGCCGUCCGCCUCGUUCUCCAACCUCUUGGUAUCCAGUUCUCAAGAGAAGGGUAGAAUACAAUAUGAGAAUGUGUGCAUAUGUGCCGCUGCACAAAGCACGCACUGAAGAGUGCUAGUGAUAGAGCAAUUGACUUGGUUGCGCUUCGGCUAAGGAAUACAUCAUACGCGCCGUUGGACCCGUCGCCACCAACCGGUCGAGACUCGAGUUCCUUCUCUGUCCCCAACACUCGUCUGCGCGCAGGCUCUUUCACCGUCAGCCACUCUGUCGCUCACUUGGCAAUCGUCCAUUCUACUGCAUCUGCAUGAACAAAGCCGUCGGACAUUCCUUACGUAUCUAAUGUCAACAUGAGCUCGCCUGUGCCGCCCAGUCCUUCUGUUUCUAUUCCCGGUCCUCGCCCGCUCCAACUCGUCGACGGCAACCUUCAGUAUCCUGCUGAGUCGCCAUGCCCUUCUCCCGCUGUCUCCGGACUGUCCACGCCACCUCCCAGCGCGCGCAAGUUCAGUUCUAGAAGACAAUCCUCUAUUGCGUAUUACCCUAGCGACCAUACACCCAGCUGGGAAGUGCGUUCACCGACCGCCACUGCAGCUGGGCCGUCUUCGCUCAGACGCACCGCAUCGUUGAGUCAGAAUGUACCUGCACGAUUAAAUCUGAAGAGAGACCGGAGGAGUUUACCAAUGGCGGAGGUGGAGGCGGUCGGUAGUCCGCUGACGGAACGUCCUCCGCUCACACUGACUGAGAAACACGCGGACCUCCUCCGAUUCAUAGCGCAGAAGGAGUCUAAAUGCCUCGAGCUCCGCUCCCAGCUCGCCGCACACGAAGCCGAGCUCGCCGAGCUCAAGCGCAAAUGGGAGCGCAUCGUGAGCCGCGGCAUGGAUCGCGCGUACUCGCAACAGCUCACACAUCCUGGCUCGAGCUCGCUCCUCUCUGGCGCAGUCAAGGACGUCAGCCGACUCCUCGCCGCCGGGCUCUCCGACCUCUCCACAUCUCCCGCUCCCGCAUCCCCGCACCUCUCCUCGAAAGCAAACCGAGCGUCCUGGCACGCGAACACGCAGAGUGUAUCCUCGACCGCCACAUCCGCGACGUCAGCGUCGCUCACGAGCUCUAGCGUCCGCCUCUCUCAGUCCUCCGCUUCAUCCUUCGCGUACGACGACGUGCCUGAAGAGGACGAGCGCGAGGGCGCACCUGGGUCGCUCCCCUCCAGUGACCAUUCAGCUUCUCUCCGCCGGUCUUCGUCCUCCGUACGUGUAGACGGCGGAACAGGCAUCGAGAGCCCCAUUGAGAUUUCGUCCGCGAGCGCACUCAAGGCCGCCAAAUUGCACCGGCGCAAGAGCCGCGACGCCCCGCCCCCAUCAUCCUACCCGCUCGCAUCCCCUGAGCCCGAUGUUGCGAAGGCCGACAGCGCGAGUACACGAUCCUCUGCGAAACGGUCGAGUCUGCCUGCAGGCAGCAGUAAGGGUGCAGCAGGUCUUCCGCCUGCAGCGUCGAUCCCGGGGCUGGGUCCGCUGGCGAGCCCGCUGGCGUCGGCGUGGAUGGGCAGUGUGGGGACCAGCGUAGGGAAGAAGUGGGGAGAAAUCCAGAAGGGCGAGACGUUCACGAAGAGCCAAAAGCGUGCCUCGGUCCUCAUCUCGGAUGCCGCAAGCUCUCUCUUCGCCGCUCUCACCUCGCCUUCCUCCUUCUCCCCCGCCCCAACACCUUCCGGAGUCUCAGUGAUGUCUAACCCCUUCUCCGCCACCCUCUCGCCCAUGUCGACAUCGCCCGUGUCUCGCCCGUCCCCUGUCCCGAGCGCUUCUUCCCUUCUCGACGACGACAGCGACGCGACCGGGCUGGGCAGCGUCUUGGUGCCAGACAGCAAGAGCCCGCUGCUCACGCCGACGCUCGUACCCUCUCCAGCCUACGCUGCCGCUACUUCCCAUUCCGCGAGCGCGGCGAGCAAGAGCAAAGACCUCUUGGACGACGACGAUGAUUGGAAUUGGUAGAGAGCAGAUCUCUCUACGGCUAUGGGGCCCUUGUCGGCGGUUUGUCGCUGCGGGUGCAGGUCAUCCUGCCGCAUUGCUAGAGGUUAGAUACCUUCGUGCAUAGCGUAGCAACUGUCUUCUGUCACGAACGUGUCAUGACGGAUAUCGUACACUGGUAGUUAAUCUGAGGAUGUUGUCCUGCUUCACUCCUUUUCUAGCGGUGGAAUUCAUGCUAGUAUAAUCAAU